Molecule: messenger RNA, 936 nt
Organism: Hyla sarda
Lineage: Eukaryota; Metazoa; Chordata; Amphibia; Anura; Hylidae
Product: olfactory receptor 1-like
Exons: 1
Coding region: 1-936 (311 amino acids)
Biological process (GO): G protein-coupled receptor signaling pathway
Cellular component (GO): membrane
Molecular function (GO): olfactory receptor activity; G protein-coupled receptor activity
Source: RefSeq, a predicted model, not a curated record
AUGGCCAAUCGUUCUGCUGGAUUUUACUUUGAGCUCAUUGGAUUUCCAGGAAUUCCUCCACAGUUUGACGUUCUUUUCUCCUUCACGAUGUUAAUUUUGUAUAACAUAUCUCUGGUCUCGAAUGGAUCUGUAAUGGUCUUGAUCAUCAUGAAGGAAAAGCUGCACGAGCCUCUAUAUAUAAUGAUCGCCAACCUGGCUUUCUCCAACCUCCUUUUCGACACGGUCACCUUACCUAAAUUUAUUGCCAAGUACUGGUUUGAUGGUGGAAGAAUAUAUUUUCUUCCAUGUAUCAUCCAGAUGUAUUUUGUCCAUUUCUUGGCUGGAGUAGAUCCUUUUAUACUCAUGUUGAUGGCUUUUGAUCGCUAUGUUGCUAUUUGUAAGCCAUUGAGGUACUCGUCCAUAGUCACCCACAGAGUAAUUGUAGUCACCUGCGGAAUGUUCUGGCUCCUUGCUUCUUUGGUUACACUCCUGAACCUGCUAGUUCUAAAGCAUCCUUUCUGUGGUCCUAAUAAGAUUCUUAACUUAUUUUGUAACACCUCAACCCUUUUACGCUUGGCUUGUGAUGAUGUUAAUGAUACUCGGGAAGCCAUAUUGACUUAUGCUAUGGUUUUUCUUUUCCUACCUUUGACUUUCAUCAUAUUGUCUUAUUCCAUCAUCAUCGUGUCCAUCAUCUCUUUAAACCAUUCUAAGAGUUGGAGGAAGGUUCUGUCCACAUGCACAUCACAUUGGAUGAUUAUGUCCCUGUUCUAUGUCCCUCGGGUAUUUGUGUAUAUAGCCAAUUACGCUCGUCUGGUCCUUUCUCCAAAUCUCAAUGUCUUCCUUAUCUUUCUGUACUCAUAUUUGCCACAUUUAGCCAACCCUCUAAUAUACUGCCUAAGAACUGAGGAGAUCAAAAGGAUAAUUGCCAACAUUCUGAAAAGUAGAUUUGAAACUUAG